CUCUGCUAAAGAAUCAAGCAGGAAGGGGAGGCUUUCUUGGGCUGUAGAUCCGGGAAAUCCGGGCCCUAGGCGUCUCCACUUAUCCCAGUAGCUGGGACAUACUGGGAGUCAGCAACCACGCGAGCCGGAGCUGGGUCAGGUUUGCUGGGAGAGCAGAAGGAGAUGGAGGCCAGAGAAGGAAAGGAACGCUUUCUGAAACAAAGGCAAGUCUUGAUAUUCUUUGUUUUGCUGGGCAUAGCUCAGGCUGGUUCCGCGCCUAGGCAUUAUUCAGUGGCCGAGGAAAUGGAGAGUGGCUCCUUUGUGGCCAAUUUGUUAAAAGACCUGGGAUUGGAGGUAGAUGAGCUGGCUGCGCGAGGGGCCCGCGUCGUUUCCAAAGGGAAAAAAAUGCGUUUGCACUUGGAUAGGCAGACGGGGGAUUUGUUGUUAAAUGAGAAACUGGACCGGGAGGAGCUGUGCGGCCCUACCGAGCCCUGUGUGCUACCUUUCCAGGUAUUACUGGAAAAUCCUUUGCAGUUUUUUCAGGCUGAGCUGCGGAUUAGGGAUAUAAAUGAUCAUUCCCCGAUUUUCCUAGACAAAGAAAUAAUCUUGAAAAUCCCAGAAAGUAUCACUCCUGGGACUGCUUUCUUAAUAGAAUGUGCCCAGGAUUUAGAUGUGGGAAGCAACGGUCUCCAAAGUUACACAGUCAGCCCCAAUUCCCACUUCCAUCUGAAAUUGCAAAACAGUUCCGACGGCUUGAUAUUACCACAGCUGGUGCUGGACAAAGCGCUGGACCGCGAGGAACAGUCUGAGAUCAUGUUAACUCUAACGGCGCUGGAUGGCGGGGCGCCUCCCCGGUCUGGCACCGCCCUGGUCCGCAUUGAAGUCUUGGACAUCAAUGAUAAUGCCCCGGAAUUUGCAAAGUUGCUCUAUGAAGUUCAGGUUCUGGAAAACAGCCCCGUUGGAUCCCAGGUUGCUAUGGUCUCGGCUAGAGAUUUAGACAUUGGAGCCAAUGGAGAAAUAUCUUAUGUCUUCUCCCAGGCUUCCGAAGAUAUUCGCAAAACUUUUCGAAUAAAUGCAAAAUCGGGAGAACUCCUUUUAACACAGAAACUGGAUUUCGAAUCCAUUCAGACUUACACAUUAAAUAUUCAGGCGAUAGAUGGUGGGGGCCUUACAGGAAAAUCAACAGUGAUAGUUCAGGUAGUUGAUGUCAAUGACAACCCACCAGAGCUGACCUUGUCGUCGAUUACCAGCCCCAUCCCGGAAAACUCGCCAGAGACGGUGGUGGCCAUUUUCAGUGUUUCCGAUCCAGACUCUGGAGACAAUGGGAGAAUGAUGUGUUCCAUCCAGAACAAUCUCCCCUUUGUCCUAAAACCGUCUGUAGAAAACUUUUACACCCUGGUGUCCGAAGGAGCCCUGGACAGAGAGAGCCAGGCUGAGUACAACAUCACCAUCACCGUCACCGACAUGGGGACCCCCAGGCUGAAAACCCAGCACAACAUAACCCUGCUGGUCUCCGACGUCAACGACAACGCCCCCGCCUUCACCCAAACCGCCUACACCCUGUUCCUCCGCGAGAACAACAGCCCCGCCCUGCACAUCGGCAGCGUCAGCGCCACAGACAGGGACGCGGGCGCCAACGCCCAGGUCACCUACUCGCUGCUGCCGCCCCACGACCCGCAGCUGCCCCUGGCCUCGCUCGUGUCCAUCAACGCGGACAACGGCCACCUGUUCGCCCUGAGGGCGCUGGACUUCGAGGCCCUGCGGGCGUUCGAGUUCGGCGUGGGCGCCACGGACCGCGGGUCGCCCGCGCUGAGCAGCCAGGCGCUGGUGCGCGUGCAGGUGCUGGACGCCAACGACAACUCGCCCUUCGUGCUGUACCCGCUGCAGAACGGCUCUGCGCCCUGCACCGAGCUGGUGCCCAGGGCGGCCGAGCCGGGCUACCUGGUGAGCAAGGUGGUGGCGGUGGACGCAGACUCGGGCCAGAACGCCUGGCUGUCGUACCAGCUGCUCCGGGCCACGGAGCCCGGGCUGUUCGGCGUGUGGGCGCACAAUGGCGAGGUGCGCACGGCGCGGCCGCUGGGCGAGCGCGACGCGGCCAAGCACAGGCUGGUGGUGCUGGUCAGGGACAAUGGCGAGCCCGCGCUGUCUGCCAGCGUCACGCUGCACGUGCUGCUGGUGGAGGGCUUCUCGCAGCCCUACCUGCCGCUGCCCGAAGCGGCGGCCGAGCGGGCGCAGGCCGACCCGCUGACCGUGUACCUGGUGAUCGCGUUGGCGUCGGUGUCGUCGCUGUUCCUGUUCUCGGUGCUGGCGUUCGUCGCGGUGCGGCUGUGCAGGCGGAGCAGGGCGGCCUGGGCGGGUGGCUGCUCGGUGCCUGAGGGCCACCUUCCGGGCCACCUGGUGGACGUCAGCGGCACAGGGACCCUGUCCCAGAGCUACCAGUAUGAGGUGUGUCUGAUGGGAGGCUCAGGGACCAGCGAGUUCAAGUUCCUCAAACCCAUUCUUCCCAACUUCCUUGCUCAAGGUGAGGAGAGGGCUAGUGAGGCAAACCCCAGUUUCAGGAAUAGUUUUGAAUUCAGUUAAGAAUUAGUAGGUGUCUACUGACUCUAGUCUGUUAAUUUGUGAAAAAUCCCUUUUUACUGCUUUGCCCAUUGAGGUUGUUUCUUUUUAUUUGAAAUGUAAAUAUCUCAUUUC
Messenger RNA from Eptesicus fuscus (big brown bat), 2670 nucleotides. Its product is annotated as protocadherin beta-2. Gene Ontology annotation, biological process: homophilic cell-cell adhesion. The transcript is spliced from 2 exons. Lineage: Eukaryota; Metazoa; Chordata; Mammalia; Chiroptera; Vespertilionidae. The record is from RefSeq and is a predicted model, not a curated record. Gene Ontology annotation, cellular component: plasma membrane. The coding region runs from base 163 to 2559 and encodes 798 amino acids. Gene Ontology annotation, molecular function: calcium ion binding.